Molecule: messenger RNA, 3346 nt
Organism: Propithecus coquereli (Coquerel's sifaka)
Lineage: Eukaryota; Metazoa; Chordata; Mammalia; Primates; Indriidae
Gene: MAP3K13
Product: mitogen-activated protein kinase kinase kinase 13
Exons: 13
Coding region: 86-2962 (958 amino acids)
Biological process (GO): JNK cascade; protein autophosphorylation
Molecular function (GO): JUN kinase kinase kinase activity; ATP binding; protein homodimerization activity
Source: RefSeq, a predicted model, not a curated record
GUUUUGGAGCCCUCUCUUGCAUCAGAACACCACUGUAAUAAUCCUCUGAGUGUCAUCUCAGGACCUUGGUCACACUCAUGGCACGAUGGCCACCCCUCAGGAGCACCUGAGCUCCUUCUCUUCUCCACACUUACCCUUGAGUGAAAACAAAGCUUUCAACGGACCACAAGAUGAACUCACAACUAUGGGGAACCACCCUUCACCCAAGAUCCUCGAGGACCAGCAGGAGAAGGGGGUGGUACGAACAGAGCUAAUCGAGAGCGUGAAGAGCCCCAUCACCGCAACAGUGUUGACAAGCAUAAGCGAGGAUUCCAGGGACCAGUUUGAGAACAGUGUUCUUCAGCUAAGGGAACAAGAUGAAUCAGAGAUGGCUAUGUCUCAGGGGAACAGCAACACUGUGGAUGGAGAGAACAUAAGUGGAACUGAAGACAUCAAGAUUCAGUUCAGCAGGUCGGGCAGUGGCAGCGGUGGGUUUCUUGAAGGACUAUUUGGAUGCUUAAGGCCUGUAUGGAAUAUCAUUGGGAAGGCAUAUUCCACUGACUACAAAUUGCAGCAGCAAGAUACUUGGGAAGUGCCAUUUGAGGAGAUCUCAGAGCUGCAGUGGCUGGGUAGUGGAGCCCAGGGAGCUGUCUUCUUGGGCAAAUUCCGAGCGGAAGAGGUGGCCAUCAAGAAAGUGAGAGAACAGAAUGAGACGGAUAUCAAGCAUUUGAGGAAGUUGAAGCACCCUAACAUCAUCGCAUUCAAGGGUGUUUGUACUCAGGCACCAUGUUAUUGUAUUAUCAUGGAAUACUGUGCCCAUGGACAACUCUAUGAGGUCUUGAGAGCUGGCAGGAAGAUCACUCCUCGAUUGCUGGUAGACUGGUCCACAGGAAUUGCAAGUGGAAUGAAUUAUUUGCACCUCCAUAAGAUUAUUCAUCGUGAUCUCAAAUCACCGAAUGUUCUGGUGACUCACACAGAUGCAGUAAAAAUUUCAGAUUUUGGUACAUCUAAGGAACUCAGUGAUAAAAGUACCAAGAUGUCCUUUGCUGGCACAGUCGCAUGGAUGGCGCCAGAGGUGAUACGGAAUGAGCCUGUCUCUGAAAAAGUCGAUAUAUGGUCUUUUGGAGUGGUCCUGUGGGAGCUGCUGACAGGAGAGAUCCCUUACAAAGAUGUAGAUUCUUCAGCCAUUAUUUGGGGUGUUGGAAGCAAUAGCCUACACCUUCCAGUUCCUUCCACUUGCCCAGAUGGAUUCAAAAUCCUUAUGAAACAGACAUGGCAAAGUAAACCUCGCAACCGACCUUCUUUCCGGCAGACGCUCAUGCACUUAGACAUCGCGUCUGCAGAUGUACUUGCCACCCCACAAGAAACUUACUUCAAGUCUCAGGCUGAAUGGAGAGAAGAGGUGAAAAAGCAUUUUGAGAAGAUCAAAAGCGAAGGAACUUGUAUACACCGAUUAGAUGAAGAACUGAUUCGAAGGCGCAGAGAGGAACUCAGGCAUGCUUUGGAUAUUCGUGAACACUAUGAGAGAAAGCUUGAGCGGGCUAAUAAUCUGUACAUGGAACUGAGUGCCAUCAUGCUGCAGCUAGAAAUGCGGGAGAAGGAGCUCAUUAAGCGUGAGCAAGCAGUGGAAAAGAAGUAUCCUGGGACCUACAAACGACACCCUGUCCGUCCAAUAAUCCACCCCAAUGCCAUGGAGAAACUUAUGAAAAGGAAAAGUGUGCCUCACAAACCUGGGAUGCAGACCAAACGGCCAGAUCUGUUGAGAUCUGAAGGCAUCCCUAGUACAGAAGUGGCUCCCACGGCAUCCCCUUUGUCCGGAAGUCCCAAAAUGUCCACCUCAAGCAGCAAGAGCCGGUAUCGAUGCAAACCUCGUCACCGCCGGGGGAAUAGCAGAGGCAGCCAUAGUGACUUUGCAGCAAUCCUGAAAAACCAGCCAGCCCAGGAAAACUCACACCAUCCUACUCACCUACACCAGGCUCAAUCCCAAUACCCUUCUCUCCAUCACCAUAAUCUUCCGCAGCAGCAAUACCAGCAACCCCCUCCUGCCGUGUCUCAGAGUCACCAUCCCAGACUCAACAUGCACGGCCAGGACAUUGCAACCUGCGCUAACAACCUGAGGUACUUUGGCCCAGCAGCAGCCCUGCGAAGCCCACUCAGCAACCACGCUCAGAGACAGAUGCCUGGUUCGAGCCCUGACCUCAUCUCCACAGCUAUGGUGGCAGAUUGCUGGAGAAGUCCUGAGCCAGACAGAGGCCACGCUGGCCCCUAUGACCCCUGCCUCCAGUGCAGGCCAGAACAGUCUGGGUCCUUGGACACAUCCUCUACUGAGCCAGUGGGGAGGAGCCCCGACCUUUCCAAGUCACCAGCACACAAUCCCCUCUCAGAAAAUGCCCAGGGUUCUCAGAAAAUGGAAGAAAAUGGAUUCAACAGCUGCAGGUCUGCGUCAUCCCUUGGCACCCCUCAUCACAUCACUCCCCCAGUGCUACCUCGAAAAACAAGGCCUCUUCAGAAGAGUGGAGAUGACUCCUCAGAAGAGGAAGAAGGGGAAGUAGAUAGUGAAGUUGAAUUUCCACGAAGACAGAGGCCCCAUCGCUGUAUCAGCAGCUGCCAGUCGUACUCAACCUUCAGCUCUGAGAAUUUCUCCGUGUCCGAUGGAGAGGAGGGAAAUACCAGUGACCACUCAAACAGUCCUGAUGAGUUAGCUGAUAAACUUGAAGACCGCCUGGCAGAGAAGCUAGACGACCUGCUGUCCCAGACGCCGGAGAUCCCCAUUGAGAUAUCCUCGCACUCAGACGGGCUCUCUGACAAGGAGUGUGCUGUGCGCCGCGUGAAGACGCAGAUGUCGCUGGGCAAGCUGUGUGCGGAGGAACGUGGCUAUGAGAACCCUAUGCAGUUUGAAGAAUCGGACUGUGACUCUUCAGAGGGGGAGUGUUCUGAUGCCACAGUUAGGACCAAUAAACACUACAGCUCCGCUACUUGGUAAUGAAGGAAUACACGUCCUGAAGAUCUCAUAACUAUACUGGCAUUUCAAAUCCACCCCACCCCCAGACUCUUCCCACUCUCUACCUGCUUUCUGUCUGGGAAGAGAACUGCCCUAUCUUUACUACCCCUAGAAAUAAGCUGCAAUAACAGGAACAUGAGACUUCGCAAAUCUCUGGAAAAAAAAUAUCCAAAUGAAAUUAAGUCUCAUUGAACAUUUCAAUCAAGAAUGGCAGGGAUCUAUUUUAUUGAAUAUUCUAGCUACUGUAACAUUGAUAUUUAUUUUUGUUUGACAUUUUAACACUUUGUACUGUAAAGAGUGAACUAUAUAUGAUAUAGAGAAAGAUACAAUAAUUUCUUGCAAAAAAAAAAGAGAGGAAAGAAAGAA